AAAUUCACAGAGGCUGGACAUGUGCAAUACACUUAAAUAGGCCGAUCAAGUACAAUUAAUUUAAAGACAAAACAAACUCGCUACAAAUAAAUACAAUACAAACUAAGUGUGCACUUUUUUUUGUUGUUUUUCUUAAGAUUUAUUUCCAGUUGCUUGUCUCUUCGUUCAGUUGAAAUACGACUGUGCGUCAAUUGAUGUUUAAGCAGAAGCACAAAUAGGGGAUGAAUUGAGGCCGCCUGGGUGUAGGCCAACAAUGGCAAAUAUAAAGAUGAGAAUAAACUAAUAACGCUGCGUUGACGUGUCCGAGGAGGCCCUUUCACGUCAGCUCGCCUUUGCGUGUGCGCGUGCACGGCGGGGGCGCUCAGUGGACGAAUCCUCUGCCGUGCUGCGUUCAAGUCCGCCUCUCCGCCGCUCAGGCCGCUUUGCCAUUGACGCGCGUUAAAGCGCCUUUAAAGCUCCUCUCCACCUCCAGGCGAGCAGCAGAGGCAGUGGCCAAUCAGCAUGCCAUUAGGAGGCUUCAGAGGAAGCUGUUUAUGAUGGCAGUGCAGCGCUAAUUAGCCUCAUGAACUAACACAUCUGCCCGCACCGAGUCACCGAGGAAAGCGAUCACUUCCAUGGAUUAGUGUGGGAAGCAGACGGACACUUUUUACUUGACGUCCUCCACGCUGCUGCUCUUCUUCUCAACUUAUUCGCCGCGCAGCAACUUUUCCUCUUCCUCAACUCUGCUGGAGUAUUUCCUUCCCUCUUAAACUGGGGAACCCGGACUAUCACACCAUGUUCCAGCCGACACCCAAGAGGUGUUUCACGAUAGAGUCGUUAGUGGCCAAGGAUAAUCCGGUGCCGGCGUCCCGAUCCGAGGAGCCCAUCAGGCCAGCGGCGCUCAGCUAUGCAAACUCCGGCCAGAUGAACCCCUUCCUCAACGGCUUUCACUCCGGCGGCAGGGGCGUCUACUCUAACCCGGACUUGGUGUUCGCUGAAGCGGUCUCCCAUCCGCCCAACUCGGCAGUGCCGGUGCAUCCGGUGGCCCCGCCGCACACCCUGGCCGCUCAUCCGCUCUCGUCCUCUCACAGCCCGCACCCUCUUUUUGGCAGCCAGCAAAGGGACCCUUCCACCUUCUACCCCUGGUUAUUACAUAGAUAUAGAUACUUGGGACACAGAUUUCAAGGUAAUGAAACGAGUCCAGAGAGCUUCCUUUUGCACAACGCGCUGGCCAGAAAACCCAAACGAAUCCGAACGGCUUUCUCUCCAUCACAACUCCUGCGGCUUGAACACGCGUUUGAGAAAAACCAUUACGUGGUGGGUGCAGAGAGGAAACAGCUCGCGCACAGCCUUAGCCUCACAGAAACUCAGGUAAAAGUGUGGUUCCAGAACCGGAGGACGAAGUUUAAGAGACAGAAGCUGGAGGAGGAGGGCUCCGAGUCCCAGCAGAAGAAGAAGGGCUCCCAUCACAUAAACCGCUGGAGGCUGGCCACCAAGCAGGCCAGUCCGGAGGAAAUCGAUGUGACGUCGGACGAUUAAAGACGAGACUUGAAAAUGAGGACACGAAUACAGGAUACCGUGGGAAGACAGGAGGGUCCAAAAACCCCAAUGUCACAUUUCACAUCUCCGAUGGGCAGCUGAGGGCGACGGAAGGCCGGCUGGUGGUCCAGAUGUCACCCAAAAGAAGCAGGAACAUGGUACUGACUGUCCACCUGAAUUCUUCUUCUUUUUUUUUUUUUUAUAUAAAUCCAAUUCAUAUUGGACGUUUGCACUUCUGACCCCCCCAAUUCAAGAUAUACCAAAACUGCUUUUUUUUUUAAACACUCGAAUUGCAUGGUUAGUUGUUUUAAUUUAACACAAUCACAAGGAAGACACAUUCGCGCUUCUUCCUUUCCACACAGUGUGCAGUCUUUUCAUUCAUAAUUCUCGUGUACAAGUGAUUGUGAAAACAUAUGAAGUAGCAGUGCUGCGUUAUGGUGUUUUUUUAUUUUUAUUUUUAAGAAAAAAAAAGCAAAAACUGGUUUUCUAAUGAAACAAAAUUACAGAUUCUAAGGGAAGGUAUCAGGACAUUCCUUUCACCUCUAAAGCUUUACAGCGUGUGGCUGUGCAUGGCCCCACGCAGCCUUCUGUUACCACUCAGAUGCCACAAAAGGACUUUAAACGAAUUACACAGAGAAAAAAAAAAAAAAAACUUCAAGCACUGAGCGUAUUCCAUGUACAGAAAUACUAAAUAAUGUUUCUGUUAAGCCCUCUUUUACAGAAUGUAAAUAAUUUUUGUGUAUGUGUUAAGUUUGCUACAAUUUUAACACAAAGUAUACUUCCAAGAAGUAUGUAAUUGUCAAUAUUUUGUCAAUAAAGUUUUAUCAAUAUGUCGCGCGCUGUAAAAGUACACAGGUCUUUAUUUUACAAUCAUUUGUUGCCGUUGUCAUUUCACAGGUGCAUCUCAAUAAAUUAGAACGUUAUUAGAUUCCAGGAGAGAGCAAUUAAAGGCUCACUCGGGGAUCGGUUGUUUAUAAUCUCCCAUUUUUUGACACCUAAAAAAGUCAUAAAAUAUAAAAAAAAAACAUUCUUGAAGGAUUUCACUCUGCGCGUGGUGAAUCUACAGAAUACAGGAGUGACGUAUUUAAAUAUAUUCUCAUGAACUGAGACGUUUCUGUACGUUUAAAUAAUAAUAAUAAUAAUAAUAAUAAUAAUUUGUGCUCGGUUGAGCGUUUGUUUCUCACAUGAUUGUGUUCAGCUCCAAAGAGUCUGGACGAGCUUUUGUGAAAGUGCAAAUCAGUUUGGGCAAUUAUCAUGCGAGUAAUAUGAGGGGGGAAGUAUUGCCCAGUGGUCCACUUUAAUCUCUUAAUCCGGAUCCAAGGGGGCUUGGUUGGACAUAAUUUAGCACAAUCUGACUAGCCCUCGCGACGCGAUAAGGGAAGGUUGCAAUGUGCCGCAAAAUAGGAUCUUUGUUUCAAAUCUUGUCUCGUGGCUGCAACCACAUCAUGACACACUUCUUUUUUUUCUUCUUUUUUUUUAGGAGCAUGCACACUUUUUUCUGUGGAAGUUUGUUUAUUUUUUUUUCCUUAAUCGGCCCCAUUUGAUUAUAACUGCAAUAAAAAUCUUUAGAGAAUACCAUUAGCUUUGGAGGGAAAAAAACCCUAAAAGCUUUAUUACAAACCCAGCUUUGAAAUAGGGGGGAUUAGAGGACUGAAAGGGUCCCACAAUAGUUAGAAGAAAAGGUUUCAUGCUAAUGAGGUUAAUGCCCUUUGUAUCUGCGGACUCCACAACUUCAUUACUCCUAUCUCGGGCAACACCGAGCGGCUCAGAGCUUCACAAUCCACUCCAGCUUCUCCCCUCCCUGCCUAUAAAGAAGGAUUUGAUAGCAGUCCUGUUCAAACUAGAUAAUUAUAUCUUUUCAAGUUGGAAUUAAGAUAAAGAAAGUGCAGUGGAGGCGCUGAGCCUUGAUCCGCCGCAAACAAAUUUGGCGCAGUCCCCCCCCCCCUCUCGGCCCCCCCGUUUUGCACCCUCUGUGCGCCUGUAUGGACACACAGGAGACAGGACAGCGUCUCGUUAGAGCCUGCCACCAUUUGAUAAAUUUAAUGCAUAUGUUUUAACCUACAAAUCCCUUCUAUUCAUUGGCCUUUUAUUUCUUCUUUUUUUUUCUUUUUAAUGUGCAAAAAAAAAAAAUAAAAAAAGGUCAGUGCUUUGGACAUUUUAAUUGGAGUAUAAGUAAUGUCGUCUUUAAUAGAAACGAAUUGAAUAAAAAAAUGAAAUGAACGAAGAAAGACUAAAACAUGAGUGUGUUCAUUUGGAUUUGGUGUAAUGUAGCAUUUAAAAAUAAAGUGGAAAAAGUGCAAAUAAAUGUUGCAGUAAAUGCUUGAUAAUUAGAUUAGAUUAAAAUUCGCAGGCACAAGCAAUUAUAUUUAUUUUCAAAAUUGUGCGUGGAGUCCAAACUCGCUUUUGAUCCUUCCAUCUCCGUCCAACACGAUUGUGAGCGUUAAACAUUUAGUGCACAAUGUGAAAUAAUUAUCCUUCAGUGAAAAGAGUAUAGUUGCGCCUAUCAAGUGACCCCCACUGACCCAAAACCUCUAAUCUGCAAUUAGUAGCUCUAAUUACGUCCGCUGACAUCACUAAUGUGCAUGGAGGCAGAGGGAGGGGAAGACACGGGACAGGUUCAACGUUGCUGCUCAAAGUCAACAAGGGAUUGCGCUGAAACCUUCUUCAAGUGUUGUUUUGUUUUGUUUUUGUCCGCCCCACGCGCGGAUGGCGCAUCAGCAGGCCGCUGCGUGUGCGUCCACACAACCGCGACACGACCAAAAACUUGAUCUGUCCCGUUUCCCAAAUUGCCUCUGAAAUGGAUCCAUGAAACGAGAGAAUGGACCCCACACAAUUCUUCUAGACCUUGACAUAAGGUACAGCGAUAAAUAUACAAGACAAACGAGCAAUUACAAUCAGCCUUCAAACAGCUUGCAUCAUAAUGAAUUAAACAUCCCGCAGCCUCGGAUUCAGUUUCCUCCGCCUUCUUCUUCUUCUUCUUCUUCUUUUUUUUAUUAACAAUGAGGCAGACUUGAUGUGAACCGAUGAUUUUCCAAACGCAGCACUUUCCAGCUGCGAUGAGUGGAGUCAGCACUGCUGCAUUCAUCUCAUUAAAUGUUGUUGUUGGAUUCACAUUCAAUUCACAUUUGGAUGCAAAGUGGAAAAUGACUUGACUUCCAUUACUUACACACUGGGGGGGGGGGAAACAAACAGGCCACAACAAUGAAAUAUUUACAUCUGUGUUUAUUUUUCUUCGUUUGCGGGUAAAUUAAGAGCAGGGUUUAAUAAAAGUUACAUUUCAAGGUUUGAAGACAUGAAUUAGAGAAGUUCAGAUGACACACACUCGUGCUCGUGCCCUACCUGCUUCUGUUGCAUUCAUACUAGGGGGCGGGCGAUACUGCACAUUUUUGUAUCGAUCCGAUAUCAAGUAAAUACAGGUGAAAAAUUGCCGAGGCGGAUGCUUUUCACUCGAUGUUAUUGAAGCUCAUUUGUCCUUUCAUUUGUCGAUCAUCAUUAUAAUAAUAGAGACACACGAUAAGGCUCUUUUAAUAAGAACAUUUUCAGCAAACAAAACAAAAAAUAUGUUUCAUCAAUUCAACAACAUUGAAUUGACAGUGUAACAAACUCAUACAUUUAUUACGUUUUAUUCAACAAAAUAAAGUCAUUAAUGCCAGAAUAAGUAAGCAAAAACUAUCGUCUCUCAUUUAAAUCCUUUCGCUUUUUGACCUCAAACCCCUCCGGCGUCCAAGAGACUUGCUGCUUGGUAUAUUUUAUAAAAAUAUACCAUGAAAUAAUACGAACAACACAACAUAAACAUUAAAUAUGUGUAAAAAUACACAUAGAAGAAAACUGAAAAACAUCAGGAUACUGAUUGGUAUCAAUACUACCGAUAUUCGGAUGGAUGAGUCAUACCCAUGAUGCACUGCCCUGCACCCCCCCCCCCCCCCCCCCCCAAUGUUGUGCACCCUCUGAAGGCGUCUGCCACCUAUGAGCUCUUUCAACCACUUUAUUUUCUCGAAUGUGUGUGUGUGUAAUGCGAUGCUGUUUCAUUUGCAUAUAAGUGGCAUGUUUUCCAGCACCAGCUCUGAAGGGAGCAAUUGUGGACCCCCCGCCCCGUCCUGUGAAAUUACAAACAUUUUAUAAGUGGUAUCUGCAAGCAGCCCCGUUCCCCUCAGUGCCCUAAUGCGUAACACAUGGCGGACUAUACACCUGAUAAAAUACCUCAGGGGCCCUGCAGUUUGGAAAAUCCUCAAUUGGCUCCCUAAAUAAAACAAACAAUGGCUUCACUAAAUAUAUCACAUGUGCCUGCUGAACUAUUCUGCGUCUCUUGACCUGCGAGUCCCCUCUCUCAUCAUCAGCUGAUGUGAGCUUCAUGUGUGCGGCCGCCAAUGCCGAAAAGACACCUGAUACCGCUUGUUAUGUAUGCCAUUCCCAUUCAAAAGUCAGUAUAUUCCACCCUUUCGUUGCCAUGGCUUGUGUUGUGGUGUGAGACAGGUGCACACCUGCUUUGCACCCGGCACAACCUUGCUGUGUCUCCCCCUCUCGGUAGCAAAGAGGAGGAAAAGUCCCCCCCCCCCCCGCCCCAAAACAAAAUCAAAUCUCAAGUUUCUCUUGGCUGAGUCCGGAGGCGAACGAGAAAGCGUCUGGAAAGUGAAGCAGCAGAAAAUAGCAGGAGUGGACUCGGCGGGGACGCAGGGGGGCUUGUUUGGACUGGGAUUGUACUUCCUUGCUCUCUUCAAACAUGAGCGAGAAAUCAGGUCUGUAGGAAAUGAUAGGCGUUGAUUACCCAAUCUGGCAUAAAUACAUGCAUGAAUAAUAAUUAAAAAAAAAGUCAAAUACGCCUCAUUAGUUGCACAAAAACUUGCUGAGCUGAGUUCCGUCAUUAUCAAAGACUUGCCGUGGCACCCCCCGUUACGAAUGACAUCAGUAGACACUCUUGUAAGGUGAGUGGUGAUGAGGUGGUGAAAUAGUUGUUGCAAAUUAUUUAUUACAAUGACAAAUGUGAGGACAGCCCUGCAAGUGUGUUUUGAUUUUAGUGCGGUGGCUAAAGUGUGGCCCGGGGGCCAUUUGUUGCCCACGGUUUGGUUUUUGUUGACUCGCAGCACAUUGUGGAAAUAAAAUUAAACAAAAAAACCCCCAGCAAAAAUGAUAAAAAUAGAGCAAAAAGGCUUUGUCUUUAAAUGUAUAUAGCGUUUUUUUUCCCCAAAAAAUGAAAGUGGCCCCUACAUCCUUUGAGUUUUCAGUAUGUGGCUUGCAAUGGACAAAGUUUGGACACCCCCGUGUUGGGCUGUCUGCUGAGUAGCACUUGUUCAAUGGUGAUCAUGACAUGCUCCGAUCGAUCGGCCACCGAUCAGUAUCGGAUGAUUUCCGUGAAAAAGCACGACAUUGGCGUAUGCCGAUACUUGCCCAUCAACUCCAUCGAUCAGUUCCGCCCCCAUUGCGGUAUCCAGCCCAUAGCAACCGUCUCCCGCCCGCUUUCCAUACACAAAGCCAAAAACAAACAUGUCUGCUGCGUGGGUGUUGGACUUACCUGUCGAUCUAAUCUUUGCACCCUCCACAAAUGUCUCGCCCGGGUGGCGCGUUAAAACUUUAAUUUGUUGCAGCAUUUGAGGGGCAGGGUGUGGUGAGUUUUUGAAGCUCGCGAUGUGAUCAUUGGUCGGGUGGCAGGGCAGCUCAUGUAGCCAUGUAUGCGUGGCAGUCGAAGGUCUAGCCCGAAAAGUGGUUGGAUUCGUUGGACUGGAUGGCCGGCCGUCGUAGGCGGUGGAGGAAUCCGGGUGUGCUCUCCUAUCAAAAUUCUCUUUAAAGAAGGUGUCUGAUCCUCUCAAGUUUCACCAGUGAUUUGGAAAAAGGAAGUCAAAUAUGUUUUUUGUCAAAAUGUUAUGGUUCCACUUUCAUACAGUAUCAUACAGCCCAGGGGUCACCAUCGGAGUCCCCCACAACCACAUGAGGCGCCUGCAAGCCAGCUUUUCAUUUCGAUUUUCAGUUAAUAAUGUGAGAACACAAGAAAGAAAUGCAUUCUGAAAUACAAAAUCCGAGUUGUGGAUUUUGUUAAUGUUCUGGUAAAACAAGCAUAUUCACUUUGUUUGGGUUGAAAAUGGUUGAAAAUUGGGUUGAAAAUAAAUGAGUAGCUCUUGGCCAUUGUUGUUUUGUAAAAGUAGCACUGACCCGUGAUAUAGCCAAUAGUAAAUAAAUGUUCUUUUACUUAAUCUAUGUGAUCGGUAUCGGUAUCGUCCGAUUGCACUCAUGGAUGAUCGGUAUAUCAUCCCUAAUUUUUACCCUUGCAUGAUAUUUAAGUGGUGGUCCUCGGUUCAUGGCGUUCUGUGUUACGACGUUUCAUAGAGACGUGAACCCAUAAAUGAAUGAAAAGCAUCAUUUUGGUCCCUAAACACGAGAGUCGCUCGAGAACAACAGUUAAGAAUACGUGUCAGGGUGGAAGAAUACCGUGUGCACCUGCUCAGCCACGCCGAGGAAGAAUAACAUCGCUUAAUAGUUCACUUUUACGCGUGAUUAUGUCUCCCAAGCGGCAGCGCGACAAAGAAAGGAAAAGCUUUCACCAUGGAAGUGAAAAUGAACAUCAUGAAAAGCUCACAGAGAGGAGACAUGCUCACCAAUAUUGGCAACUCUUUUGGUUCUGACCAUCAUUAAGGAUAAAGAUUAUUGAAUGCUAAUAAAUGCUAGGAGGGUCAUGGAUUCUGUGCACUGUUCUCUAGGAGGAGCGGGGGAGAGAGCAGUCGGCGAACCCUGCAUCUUCCACCGCUGAGAGAGGCUGGUCACCUCCUCGGUUAUUUGCUUGAGACUCCUGACUGUCACACAGUGUUGUCCAGCGUUGGCUCAAUGGGUUGCCGUUUGACUGAUGAUCACAUCGUGAAACCCCCCCCCCAUACUCUGUCAAGUGUUUGUUCUUCAAAUGCCGUAUUAAAUGAAAGCUUUCUAAUGUGAUACCCCGGAGAGAUAUUUUUCAUGGCAUGUUUUGCAGGGUGCAAAAUUGAUAUCACUUUCACACACGGCGACGACAGGCAUGAUUGUUUUGGGUUUGGCACGCCUGCACAGAGUGGAAGAACGUGGGCAGGGUACGCUCGCUACAGGCUGCAAGCUGCAAUAGCACCAGCCAGAGGGCAUCGGCUCGAAAGAUCGGCGUUGAAAUGCAUUUAUCGGUAUAUGCCGAUCACGUGCUUUUUCCCGAAAAUCGUCCGAUACUGAUCGUUGGUCUAUCGAUCGGAGCGUCCCUAAUGAAAACAUCAACAUGUAACAAUUGUGGGCUUUCUAACACAUGCAUGCUUUACUUGUAUUGUCACGUAUUUAUAAGUGAUUGCCAACUUAUGGUCAAUGAGAUGUGAUUUUUGCGGAACUAAAACUAAUUCCAAAAAUUCUAAAUCCAAAAAGUAAUUUUUGGAAUACAACAUUCUGAACCGUGAUCAUAAAAAAUGCCAGAUUUUUAAAACUGACCGCUUGCGAGAACCACAUUUGCCAAAUUGUCUGCAGCCCAAUAAAGACAUAAGCAUCGACUUGCAACUUCUCCAAGCUCUCAUUAGCGCUUUUUCAUGUUACAGCAGAGCUAUUUGUGAUAUGUAUGUGAAACCGGGCCAACUUCUUGAGCCGUACUGUCAUAAUACCACCCCAUCCCAAACACAACAAACCUUUAAAGUUAGUUUUAACAUGACUAACAUUCCCAAAUAAUAUUUUCCAUGAGGUUUUCUGUGUGCCUCAUCACCGUGUGCUUAUGUAUUUGUGGCUAGGAAGUGUGUGUGUGUGCCUCUUUAAGUGGAAAAACACUUUUGGGCAUCUAUGACAAAAUAGUCCGUGGGUUUGUUUCUGAAGAGUUGAAAUGUUAAAUGUGAAGGCUGUAUGAUGAGCAAAAACACCGAAGUGAAGCGCUCCACUGGCUCCAUGGGCCUGAGGACUAAAUACUGUCGCUUUAACUGUUUGACACAAAACUUGCACGUUACACUGCGAGUAACAUGAAUAAAAGCUGUGAAAAUAAAGAUUUUCAGUUUGAAUUUGUAGCUCCAGAUCAAGUAACACAAAAUAGUGUGGCCAUGUGCUCCAAACGUGUAAAAGUGAUCUCUAAUAUGCAGUCCUGUAAAGCAGUGGUUGUCGACAUUUAUUGAUCUAAGGCAGUGGUCCCCAACCCCCGGGCCGUGGCCCCCAUGGGUCAUUUGGUACUGGGCCACACAGAAAGAAAAAAUAAUUUCCAUUAUUUCAUUUUUUUUAAUGCUUUAUUUUGAAAAGUGGCCGGAUUCUCUCCGUUACAUCUGUCUCACUUGACGCAUGUCCAUUGUGCGUGUGCUAACUUUAUCUCAUGCCGCACAGAUAGACUACUACUGUAUUUUUACCAUUUUUCUUUCACCUCAUAUUUGGUGUCAAAUGCUGAUACUAUGUGGGAAUGCAUAAAGGUAAGUUUUGAUGACUUAUUGAGUGCUAAUGUGCACAUUUGUCUCAAGUUAAUUCAUGCUAGCACACUGCCUUUUACCACACACGUCAAACAGUGAUGUAAUAAUCUCUCUGGAAAAACUUGGCUGGAACUUGAACUGGUGGAUGGUGGGUCGCCAUUCAUUUUGUGCUUUUAAUUUGAUGUUAUUCAUGUCUUAGUUUUACACAAUACAUCAUAAAUUAGAUAAAUUAGAUCGCUAUAAUGUACAGAAUGUCCGCGGGACAUUUGUGGCAACACAAGCCGGUCCGUGGGUCAAAAAAGGUUGGGGACCACUGCUCUAAGGUACUUUAGACAAAUCUCAUGGCACACUACCAAACAAAAAUGUAUGACCUCCUGCCAUCUUGUGGAAGAACAUUCAAUUUGUUUGUCUGUGGCAUAGAUAGCUGAACAAAGAUGCAUUAUUUGCAGAAAACAAAUCAUAAUUUUCGGACCAAUUAAGUGAAAUUGGAUAAUUUCUCUAGUGUGCUGCAGCACGGUGGUUGGGAAUGCUCGUUGUUUAUCACAGGCAUCCAUUUAGAUAUGACGAGUCUUUAGAGAAAGAACAUGCCUUCACUUGAGAGCGUCAAUGAUUGGUAGUCGUAAUUCACGCUGUGACAUCUCUGAUUGGCUAAUGAUCACCUUAGCGCCUCCGACGAACCCAAAUGAUACCUGCUAAUCAUUCACUCUCAUUCACUCAUAAUGUUCCUCCUCUGCGCCGUGGAGCUUAGCCAUUGAAGGAGAGCGAUGCUAACGUUGUCUAAUCAUCUCAAGUGGAUGUCUGCCGAAGAAUGACGAGCAGAAUGUCUUGCGGCAGAUUUAUAGAGGCUGGAAGAGUUACUGACUGCAGCCGCAUAAAGAUUUGGAAUUUGAAGCAGUUGUUGUUAUGAUAACUAACUAUGUGCGUACGGUGCUGCUGCUGUGGCUGUCUUGCACACUGGAAGGGCCGUUGCAAGCGAGGGAGAGACAGUCUUAUUAGGAGGAUGAAGUCUCAAUAAUGACACCACUACACUGCUUAGUUCUCACUGUUCAUUUAUCCUUGAUGGUGGUCACACCGACUGAGGACAGCCAGCAUUGAUUUCUCCACGGAGCAUUUUGCAACGUCGAAUUUUGCAACGUCGAAUUUUGCUUGACUUUUCACUUUCACUUUCUGCCACCAGAAGAGUCUGCCUCACGCUCGGGAGACACAUGUGACAAACAAAAGUGACAUAGUGAUUAUGUAUUCUUCCGCCCCCGCACAGGUAACUGGUAACUGUUUCUCUUUUUGUACAGUAUGAAUUAUGUACGGGAGCGCGUUCCGUUAGCUAUUACGCAGUCUAAUAGCUAUACUAGGAUACCUGAACAUAAUGUCACGUUAGUGUCCUCCCUCCUGUAUGCUCACCAACAAAACCUUUCCACCAAGCAGCAGAAGAACCACUUUUAUGUGUCAUGCUCGCGCUUCCAUGUGACAAAACAAAAAUAUGCUCCACUUCUUUGCUGCUACGAUACCACACGAUCGACGGCCUCUCUCACACUGCCUUUUUAAAACUAGUGAUGUUCUUUUUCACUGGUGGCUGUUCUGUGUGAAAAACACAGUUUUUGAGAAUGGGAGGGAAGUAGACCCAUGAAUUUGUCAGCUUCGGAUGUAGUAUUAGUGGCGUAAGAGAAGCAGGAUGGCGGCUGUGAAAAAGGGAAUAGCGUGAAGCCGGAACGGGUCUGCGAAGUUUCACACCCGAGACUCACUUCUUCUGUCCUAUUGUGCUGAAAGCGAUUGUCGCUGUGGGACAUGUACUGUAUAUGUUACACCACAUGCUGGCGUAGACGUCACCAAACAUGUUAUUAAUUCACGAAGGAGACUUGCUCUGUGAACUUGUACAGUGUGAGACACAGGCGAUUAGCCUAAAACGUGAUACAUCUUUCAAGAGAAAGCUUUAUGUUAUUAUUAGUUAUUAAUAUCAACAUUUCAGAUAUUUUUUCUUUACAUUAUACCUCCUUUUUUUUGUCAAAUUUUUUGCUGUUUUUUUGUUGAUUUUACUUCUACAAUGUGCCGUGGGCCGAUAACAAACGAGCCACGGGCCCGGGUCGCACUUUGGACACCCCCUGCUUGUGUAGCUCUGUGAGUAUCCACAUCUUUUGUUGACUAUAGUUAGUUUCCCGACACAAGCGAACAAUGGUAAUUAAAGAGAGAAGGGGGUUGUCAUUGCAGCUGGAAGUAAUCGACGCGUGACCACAGUCAGUAGAUACAGACAAACAGACAAAAAUACAGAGAAAAAAUAAUGUCAUAAUGUCACUAGAUCGUUAAUGCUUGCUGUGUACAAAAAAUGCUUACACGUUAGCAGGUCUGUCAGUGUGAGCACAGGCCAGCACCAUUCAUACCAUGCUGGUGCGAGUACGGUCUUCAUUUUGGUUAAAGUUCUUGGUGGCAGGGUUGCUGUGGUGCAAAGGUGCAUUUAGAAAUUGGACUUUUUUGCCAUCUUUUUGGUCUUUGAAUAAAAAUGUUGACAAUCAAAUCUGAUUUGUUAGAUUUUUCCCAUAGUGGAGUGGUCUUUUUAGUUUAUUUUUAAAUGCACAGUCACUGGGAAUUCCUCCAAAUGAACUGAUUUGUCAUUUGGGAUGUUUUCCACCUCAAAGAAAAAGGUGAAAACACUCAGAUCAACAAAUAAGGUGUGCAGCAACACUACCUUUAUUAAUAUACUGUAGUGACACAGAAAACAAGAUGAAUAAAACGGUCACUUUGGCCAAGAGGGCAUAUCACACAUCAGAAAAAUGCACAUGAAAUAGGAACAAAAUGGCUUGAAAAAAACAGCAAGUCGCCCCAACGCUCAGUUAGCAGCCUCAUUUCUUGGAUUAAAAUCCACAGUCAGGGAAUAAACUGAAGUUGGCAUAACAGCCUUACCCAUUUUAAAUGAGACGCCAUGUUGGUUGCUGUCAUGUGAUUUGUAUGAAGCUUGCAGAUAUUGACCAAGGGAGACAAAAUGGGUGGCCGCUGGCCGCGUUGGACAGGUGACUGCUAUACACAGGGUCUAUAACAUGUAAAUUUGCUGCUAUAGGUGGCUGCUAUAGGCAGGUGGCCGUUCUUUAAAGGUGGCCGCUAAGACAGGUUUGACUGUACCUCCAUGAUUUUUUUAGUAGCCAUUAUGAGCCAAUAAAUUCGUACAUGUUGACGGCUGUCCUAUAGCGCUCACCUCCGCUCCUUUUAGGCAGUAUAGGUUUUUUAUUUAAAGUUAAACACACACAUCAUUUUCAAUUCUUGAUUAAAUUAGGACGAUUUUCAAAACAGGCUAUGUAUAACAAAAACAAAGACAUUCUAUGUAAAAAUGUAUGCUCAGCAGCAGCCGCAGGCACCCCCGUGUAGUCAGAGUGGUACAGUCUUGAUCACUUGACAUUUUUAUAUCAUUCACUGUGAGGUUAAUCGUCAAAUCAACCUCCUCUGAAUCGAAUUGUCAAAUUGUAAAUUCAAGACAGAUCAAAAUUGAUCCUUCCAAAGCGUACAAUGGCAAACUGAGGAGAGAACUGGAAGCCUGUUGAAUGUGUUUGUGAAGAAAAUAUGGCGAGGAGCGUUGAUGCUUGAGCUUAUUGAGCAUUUGGAGUUGAGUACAUGGCAAAUCAGAAUGCUUGACACAAAAGCACCAGCAGGCCAUGUCAUUCUCUUUGCCUCCAUAUUGCUGUCCUUCUAUGGGGGCUCCAGAGGCUAGUUAAAAGGUGUCUGAUUCUCACCAUGAAUCUAAUUAGAUCUCUGACUGGGGUCUUAACGAGAAAAAAAAAACGAUUUAAGCAUAGAGGGAUAAAGGUGCCCAGGCGCUGUCUUCACACCUCCAGUGCACCUUGGCCUGAGUCGUCCCCUGCUCCCUCCUUUGCUGGAGAAAAACAAAGUCCUGCAGGCUAAUGAAGUUCGUAAUUAAGGAGAUUUUGUCAGGGUGAAUGAGUAAUUAGGACAAGGUUUCUCAGGGGUGUUAGUGGUGGCCAGGCUCAGUGGAGCGCAGACUGUAUACGUGCGGCCACAGUCAUCAUCUUCUCUUCCUUCACAUCCACAACAUCUUUAAUGUAUCAGCUGGAAAUGUGCUGAUGUGCGGAGUUGCGAUAUCAUUUAAGAUCAGUCACCACGCUAGCAGAUGUGUCUCUCUCCCGACCAUGUUUAUAGAAAUGUAUGCAAUAUGCUGCUGCGUUGGUUACCACGCUACGGAUCUCUGAUGUGUUGUGAAAUCAGAUAUAAUUGGAGGAAAAUGGCUGAGGGACAUGGCUGCGCUCUGUUCACGGCGAAGACAUGUCCGUCCUAAUUAUCACAUUUACUUCAGAUUGGUUGACUAUGCAGCUGAUAAAGAAAGUUCACCUGGCCUCAAUUAACUAUAUUUAUCUGAGAUUAUCCCUCCAUGAGAUUUCUGCUCUUGCAAAAAGAUUAGCGUCAGUAAGAGUCGCAUAUGCGGGAUGAAUACGUUUUCACACAAAGUGACAUCUCCAAAGCAGGAGAAAUAAAAUCAAUGAAAGAAU
Dunckerocampus dactyliophorus (ringed pipefish) is the source of this 14371-nucleotide messenger RNA. RefSeq names its product empty spiracles homeobox 2 (gene emx2). Gene Ontology annotation, biological process: central nervous system development; brain development; regulation of DNA-templated transcription. NCBI's taxonomy places the organism in Eukaryota, Metazoa, Chordata, Actinopteri, Syngnathiformes, Syngnathidae. Bases 775 to 1518 code for a protein of 247 amino acids. The record is from RefSeq and is a predicted model, not a curated record. Gene Ontology annotation, molecular function: DNA-binding transcription factor activity, RNA polymerase II-specific; DNA binding. The transcript has 3 exons.